AUGUCCCGAGGUGUACCUGUCACCGCCUUGGUGCUCGGGUUGUUAACCACCCCUUCGCUAUGCCUACCCAAACCAGAACUGCAACAAAACGAACGACAACAUGACAUUCGCGACUCCAGUGGAGGCAUAUCCACUGCCUCGGGUCUGUCCAAUUGGGAGAUCGUAGUCAUCUCCCUCAGUAUCAUGGUCGGUGUCCUGGUGCUCUGCUGCCUCGGCGGUGCAUGCGAGGCCUUGCUGUGCAACAAGCGGAGCCGCGUGCACGCAUCAGCAGACGCGACACCUAACGAGCUGGACUUUGGCUGCCGAGGCAGCGCCGAUUCGACGCCCACGCUCCGAGGCGAUGAUGACAAGGACGAGGAGAAGUGUCUUGACUUCAACGCGUGGAAGGGCCACGCUGACAAGACCAAUGCCAUCGCCGACCAGGACCGGUUUUCUUGGCAGGACGAACAGGGGAUCACCACCGAGGUGUUCCAGGACGGCUCUCUCCCUGGUGCAGGUCAACCAAGGCGGGGCCAGCAUAUGGCAAACGUAAACGGGUACCAGUCCAGCGCAAAUAUGGCCAUGCGCGGCCAAAUGUCUGGACAGGAACACCACCUUGAGGCACGAUCGCCUGGUGCAAGAGGGCCUGGCCUGCUGAACUCGCCACAGUUCCUCAUAGGUGACGAGCAGGAUGAGGAGGACUACGAGCGAGAGGUAGCUGGUCGUCACAUGCACGAGGUCGCCAUCAGCCCUGUAAGCUCCAGCUCGCCUACCGCGGUAUGGACGGAUGAGUCCGGGCACUCGACACCCACCAAGGCGCCGCGGAUGCCCUGGGCCGACGAUAAUGAGCAGUCGCAUGAGGAGGAGAAGACGGCCAAGUACUCGGCUGAUACGAAAGAAGAGGAGCGUUUCUCUCUUCAUGGGGGCAUCCAUCAUGAGCAGGAGCUGGCGGAGCAGCACAAUGAGAGGCGUGACCUACUUCCGAAUGGUCGGAGGAUUACACACGUAUUCCCAUGGAUGCCAGCGGAAGAUGACUAG
This is a messenger RNA of Cryphonectria parasitica EP155, 1017 nucleotides long. RefSeq lists its product as uncharacterized. The record is from RefSeq and is a predicted model, not a curated record. The coding region runs from base 1 to 1017 and encodes 338 amino acids. The transcript has a single exon. NCBI's taxonomy places the organism in Eukaryota, Fungi, Ascomycota, Sordariomycetes, Diaporthales, Cryphonectriaceae.